UUGCUAUCUGUUUUCGAAUAGUAAAGUAAGCCUUCAACAGUUGGUGUGGUGAAAACACUAUUGCAGCCAGCCGCACAGCAGGUAGGAAUGUAUGAAGCCGGAGCCGCAAACGCUACGCACUAUGCGGCCUGCCGCAACCGCACGCGGUUAGCUGCUUAGUGCGUACUAGCCCUAAGAAAAAACACUCGCAAUACCCUCCUGAUCCACUUUAACACCCACAUUAACAAUACAAACACGACACACAUCGUUACAAAGCGAACAAAGAGGACAAUUUUAUCAUCGUCUCAAUGAUCCCUUAUCAAAGUAUCCGGCAGUCUGUUUGCGGUGUUCGGGGAGAAUGGGUGGUCAUACAAAUAAUAAGUGGGGGUAUGUGGUGUGUUUUGGGACUAUUAUUACGUUCGUAGCCGGCAUCGGUCAUGUGAAUUCAUUUGGACUGAUCUACAAUGACUUUAUAAAUGAGACGCACUCGACAGCAAAGUCUCUCACGGCGGCGCACGGAGUUUUUGCCGUCAUGUUAGCUAUAGGAGGUCUGAUUCUCAACUUAGUAUCUAAAAAGCAUUCCCUACGUUUCGGAGGCUUCCUGGGAGCAGCGACAUUCACCGUCGGUUCCAUCACCACAAUCUUCAUAUCCAGCACUAACCAGCUGCCUCUCACCUUUGGAGUGCUCCAAGGCAUCGGUUUUGGCAUGAUGGUUCCAGUUUGCUACGCCACUAUGAAUUACUACUUCGACAAAAAGAGAAGAACUACAGUCAUGAGCGUCUGCAAAGCAGUUCAAGGAAUUAUACUAAUGGGAUAUCCUCAGUUGCUAAGACAAUUCAUUUCAAUGUAUGGAUUCAGAGGAACGUUACUGAUAAUAAGUGGAAUAUCUUUUCACACUGUCCCAGGGAUGGCUAUUAUGAAGACUGAUGAGAAGCUUGUGAAAAUAACAGCAGCAAAUGGCAAUGAUGUAGAAGGGAAUGCAAGUGAAUUGAAGAAUAAAGAAAAUGUUAAGUUGUUAAAUCUUGCAGAAAUCGAGGUUACUAAAGAUGAUACUCGUAGUAACGCUAAUAAAAUCAGAUCUCAAAUAGCCGAGUUCUUCAAUUUGAAAGUGCUGCGCGAUCCAAUUUUCUUCAACAUCUGUUUGGGCCAAAGUUUCGUCAACUUCUCUGACAUCACUUUCUUCGUAUUUCAGCCGAUGCUGUUGUUUCAAUAUGGCUACGAGAAAAGUGAAGUGGCAACUUGCAUCUCAGUCUGCGCGGGCGCCGACGUGGCGGGUCGAUGUGCGCUUGCAUUGCUCAGCAGUUUGAUUCCCGUCAAUACCAGGCUACUGUUUUAUAUCACCACCCUCCUCACACUUGUUACUAGACUGGUGGUCCUCCAAAUCACUUCCUUCGCCUGGGUGUGCGUGGUCACCGGAGCCCUAGGGGUGCUCCGAGCCUGUCUCCACGUGGCCAGCCCGCUGGUGGUGGCCAACCACGUGAGCCACGCGGACUUCCCCGGCGCGUACGCUCUCUUUAUGCUAUCCACUGGCGUGGUCAACGUUCUGUGCGCGCCUUUGAUAGGAGUUCUAAAGGACGUCUACUCAGACUACGUUCCAGCAUUCUACGCUCUGGCAGCCUGCUGCGCGCCGUGUCUGGUUUUCUGGCCCAUAGAGUAUUUAGUCAGAAGACACGGCUCAUCACCAUCAUCAUCAUCAUCUUAGCGAUAUUGUGGUAUUUUUACUUGGGCAGCAUUUGGCACGCAUGUCAAGUGAAACUCCGCAAACUUAAUAUAAAAUUGAUACAAAGGUGAUUUAGCAACUAUGACAUGUUGUAGACACUUGGCUUUUAAAAUGUGUAAAUACCUAUAUGACGUAAUAUGUGAAAAUAAGUAGAGUACAUUUAGAUAUGAUUCAAUUUUAUUGUGAUACUGUAUAAAAUUGAGUAUUAAAACUAGACGUAACGUGUUUUUAAGAUAU
This is a messenger RNA of Leguminivora glycinivorella, 1936 nucleotides long. Its product is annotated as monocarboxylate transporter 9-like. Gene Ontology annotation, molecular function: monocarboxylic acid transmembrane transporter activity. Bases 338 to 1681 code for a protein of 447 amino acids. Gene Ontology annotation, biological process: transmembrane transport; monocarboxylic acid transport. The transcript has 8 exons. The record is from RefSeq and is a predicted model, not a curated record. NCBI's taxonomy places the organism in Eukaryota, Metazoa, Arthropoda, Insecta, Lepidoptera, Tortricidae.